Molecule: messenger RNA, 1482 nt
Organism: Paramisgurnus dabryanus
Lineage: Eukaryota; Metazoa; Chordata; Actinopteri; Cypriniformes; Cobitidae
Product: tripartite motif-containing protein 16-like protein
Molecular function (GO): protein binding
Source: RefSeq, a predicted model, not a curated record
AUGGCAGAAGCAAGUAUCUUAUGGGCUGAGGAGCAGUUCAGAUGCUCCAUCUGUCUUGAUCUACUCAAGGAUCCAGUGACCAUACCAUGUGGACACAAUUAUUGCAUGAGAUGCAUUGGAUGCCACUGGGAUCAGGAUGAACAGAGAGGAGCUUACAGGUGCCCACAGUGCAGAAAGAGCUUCGCUUCAAGACCGGUUUUAUUUACAAAUAUAGUGUUUGCUGAAAUCGUGGAGAAGCUGAAGAAGAUUACAAAGCAAACUGAUGUGAGGUGUGACGUCUGCGGGGACACGUGUGGGAAUUGUCAACAUCAAUAUGAGAAUUCAGUUAAAGGAACCAGCGGUGGCAAAAAUGACCAAGAUGCAGCAGGGUCAUUUGGGGCAGAUGCAAAAAACCUUCAGCAGAAGAUUCAACAGCGAGGGCAAGAACUUGAGAAGCUAAGAGAAGUUGUGGAGUCACAUAAGCGUUCUGCACAGAAAGCAGUGGAGAAGAAUGAGAAGAUCUUUACUGAACUCAUCUCAUGCAUUGAGAGAAGUCGCUUUGAGGUGACACAGCUGAUCAGAGAUCAGGAAAAAGCUGCUGUGAGUCAAACUGAAGGUCUUUUGAAACAGCUGGAGCAGGAGAUUAAAGAUCUGAGGAGGAGAAAAGUCGAGUUGGAGAAGCUUUCGCAAAAUAAGGAUCAAAUUCAUGUCCUCCAGAGCUGCAAGUCUCUUUCUGUCUCUGGAUCUUCAGAAUUACCCAGAAUCGAUGUCAGUACUUUCCUCUCUUUUGAUGAUGUUGGCAAAUCUCUUGAUAAACUCAGAGACAAACUCCAGAGUUUCUGUAGAGAGGAAAUCAAAAUGAUAUCUAGUACAGUGAAAAAAUGCCAUAUCGUUUCUGGUCCUGUGAAAGAAAUCCGAGAGGAUUUUCUCAAAUAUUUCCGCCAGUUUACUCUGGAUCUAAACACAGUAAAUAAAAACUUUCGUCUGUCUGGAGGGAACAGAGCGAUUACAGAUACGGACACCACUUAUAAAUACCCCGAGCAUCCCGACAGAUUUCAUGGUUGGAAGCAAGCGUUGUGUAAAGAGAGCGUGAGCGAUCACUGUUACUGUGAAGUUGAAUUGACUCGGGGUAAUGCUGUGUCUAUAUCAGUGUCAUAUAAGAGCAUCGGUCGAAAGGGAAUGGGUGAUGAAUGCAGAUUUGGAUAUAAUGAUCAGUCCUGGAGAUUAUUCUGCUCUCCUUCCAGAUUCUCAUUCUGUCAUAAUAAAAAAGUCACCGAUCUUCCAGUAAUAAGCAACUGUUGUAGAAUAGGAGUGGAUGUAGAUCACAGCGCAGGCGUCUUGUCUUUCUACAAUGUUUCUGAUACAAUGACACUCAUUCACAGAGUCCAAACUACAUUCACUAAACCUCUCUAUCUAGGGCUUGGAUUAAGCAUGAACUCAACAGUUAAACUGUGUUCUUUAAACAGUUAAAAGACAUAUACCAUUUUGGUAGCACUUUAUUUU